UGAAUUAAAGUCAUAGGCGAAGCAAAGCAAAACAAAAGCAUUGUUGUUUGGUGCUAAGAGCAAGGGUACUCAUUAGACAAAGGUACCCCAGAGAAAAACAACAAUGAGAGGAGUUUCUUUCUGCCUUGUGUUCUCCUUGUGUUUCUUGCUCUUGGGUUUUGUCCAAGCCAGUCCUAACUACAAGGAUGCCUUGGCAAAAUCCAUUUUGUUCUUUCAAGGUCAGAAGUCUGGGAGGCUCCCUGCUUCCCAAGAAAUCACUUGGAGGUCCAUUUCUGGCCUCGCUGAUGGCUUACUUGCCCAUGUGGAUUUAACUGGAGGCUAUUAUGAUGCCGGAGACAAUGUGAAAUUUAACUUCCCAAUGGCCUUCACUACUACAAUGCUUUCAUGGGGUACCCUUGAAUAUGGCAGAAGAAUGGGCCCUGAACUCCAAAAUGCAAGGGCUGCAAUCCGUUGGGCUACAGAUUAUCUUCUGAAAUGCGCCACAGCCACCCCUGGAAAACUCUAUGUUGGUGUAGGUGAUCCUAAUGUUGAUCAUAAAUGCUGGGAGAGGCCUGAGGACAUGGACACUGUCCGUACAGUGUACGCGGUGUCUCCAAGCAACCCUGGCUCUGAUGUUGCAGGUGAAACUGCUGCUGCUCUAGCUGCUGCUUCCAUGGUUUUUCGGAGAGCUGAUCCAGCAUACUCCAGGUUGCUAUUGAGCACUGCUAAGAAGGUUAUGCAAUUUGCAUUGCAAUAUCAGGGUGCUUAUAGUGAUUCACUUGGAUCAGCUGUUUGCCCUUUUUAUUGCUCAUAUUCUGGCUAUAAGGAUGAGCUGCUAUGGGGAGCGGCAUGGCUGUUCAGGGCAACAAAUCAAAUGUACUACUACAAUCUGUUGAAAUCCUUGGGAGCUGAUGACCAACCAGACCUUUUCAGCUGGGACAAUAAGUAUGCUGGCGCUCAUGUGCUCUUGUCAAGGAGGGCUCUGCUCAACAAUGACAAGAAUUUUGAGCAGUACAAAGAAGAAGCUGAAAAUUUCAUAUGCAAGAUCUUACCCAACUCUCCCUCUAGUUCUACACAAUACACACAAGGGGGACUCAUGUACAAGCUACCUGAAAGUAACCUUCAAUAUGUAACAUCCAUAACAUUUUUGCUCACGACAUAUGCCAAGUACAUGAGAGCAACAAAGCACACCUUCAACUGUGGCAAUCUCUUUGUCACCCCUAAUUCCAUCUUAUAUGUAGCAAAAAGACAGGUAGACUACAUCCUUGGGGUGAACCCAAUAAAAAUGUCAUAUAUGGUAGGAUUUGGGCCAUAUUAUCCAAAGAGAAUUCACCACAGGGGAUCUUCAUUGCCAUCUCUAGCAAGACACCCACAAGCUAUAGGUUGUGAUGGAGGUUUCCAGCCCUUCUACUAUUCAGCAAACCCUAACCCUAACAUCUUAAUCGGAGCCAUCGUCGGCGGCCCGAACCAGAAUGAUGGGUACUCAGAUGAUCGAUCUGACUAUAGUCACUCAGAGCCUGCAACAUAUAUCAAUGCUGCUAUAGUUGGUCCUUUGGCAUUUUUUGCUGGGAGCUAUAGCAACUAAUGGAAAUCCCUUGCUAGAUAGUUAAUGUUGUAAAUAUUUCCCAAUGCUUAGCCCCCAAAUGGGGUCUUUGCCAUUGCCACCCAAAACUAGGGUGAAGUAAGUCUACUUUGUUUUGAUUAUUAUUUCAAAAUCUGCAGUGUCUGUAGGAAUUUAGGAUAACAGCUUAGCCUAAGCUGCUUAGGCAUCCUAAAUUCAAUUUCUGCUAGAGCACAUGUUCGGAGUCUCGUGACGAUUAGGUAAUGGGAGAGUCUCUCAUUGUGUAAUCUAAAUUUUCAUAUGCCUCCUGAAAAUCCAA
Messenger RNA from Hevea brasiliensis (rubber tree), 1859 nucleotides. Its product is annotated as endoglucanase 9-like. Lineage: Eukaryota; Viridiplantae; Streptophyta; Magnoliopsida; Malpighiales; Euphorbiaceae. The record is from RefSeq and is a predicted model, not a curated record. Gene Ontology annotation, biological process: carbohydrate metabolic process. Gene Ontology annotation, molecular function: hydrolase activity, hydrolyzing O-glycosyl compounds. The transcript is spliced from 6 exons. The coding region runs from base 104 to 1564 and encodes 486 amino acids.